Messenger RNA from Serendipita indica DSM 11827, 339 nucleotides. NCBI's taxonomy places the organism in Eukaryota, Fungi, Basidiomycota, Agaricomycetes, Sebacinales, Serendipitaceae. The record is from the annotation of a GenBank genome assembly.
AUGCCAAAGUCCGGUUUAGCGCAGGAACUGCUCAAAGUCGGGCAGCGCUGGCCAACUGACAUUUUACGACCGCGUUUGCAGUAUGGAAACUUUCUUGUUGCACUCUCAAACUCGAAAGAACACCAAAAAGGCCUCACACCAGAGCUCCUUCGAAGUCAACACCGACUUAUCGAAAACAGACUCAAGGACAAGUAUGCUCUUUCCGAAAAGAUGAUGGUCCCGGCGUCGUAUCCGGACAAAUAUGCAAAACUUGUGACUUUACUCGAAGAAGCUGCAGAAUCUUCUGAACUCGGAGCAGAAGAACCCAAGGGACUUUGGAGUAGGAUUACCGGUCGAUGA